Symbiodinium sp. CCMP2592 is the source of this 1632-nucleotide messenger RNA. The record is from the annotation of a GenBank genome assembly. NCBI's taxonomy places the organism in Eukaryota, Dinophyceae, Suessiales, Symbiodiniaceae.
AUGGCAUUGACCCCGGCAGUCAUUGCAGAAGCUGAACGUAUCAUGGCAUUGGAUGCGGCAGUGAACCUCAAGGUGUUGGAGCUUAAUGAUUUGUGGCUGAGCAACGGGCUCGCCUCCAAGCAAGUCCAUGGACCAGAGAGGUUUUGCAUACAUCCCCAAAAUCGGGGAGGUGCCAUGAUGAAUAGCUUUGAAAUGGUGACAAAGGGGGAGACGAUGAUGAGCCAAGGCCUGCGGAUUGAUUUGCUCGAAACAAGUGCAGUAGCAUUCUGCAUGUCCAGCAAUGCAGUGAAACGUGACAAGCAACUUGCAGCAAAUCGGAAAUGCUGUUCCCAAGCCAAAGGGGUGAUGCCCGAAGUGGUUGGCGACGAAUUGUUUCUCACGGUUGGCUCAUCUCACUCCACGUGCUAUUUGAAAUCCAUGAAGCAGGGCCUUGUGAAGAAUGCUUCUUCGUUCAUGAAAAAGGGGGAACCGGCUUGCAAAGAGUACUUGGAGACGGUGGCAUUCUUUGCUCAGAAGUACACGGGGGGCGACGAGAUGCCUUUGGUUGAUUUCCUUGUGUCCUUUAGCAAGCUUUACGGCCAGAGCAUUCGCCUCGGACAAGAGUUCACUCAGUUGAUCACAUAUUUUGACUUUAAGCUUGAGGCCAACCUGGCCCCAUGCUUCAGAGUGGCUUGCAUGGCUGCACAGGUGGCCUCACCCAAAGUCCAAGACCAGUUUGCGAAGCUACUGGUCAAAGCUGAUUUGGACCGCAUCAAAUCCAAAUCAAAACCCGAGCUUCUUGAAGCAGAGAGGCUUCUGAAGGAUGCAUGGGUUGCCACACAGAAUGCACCCUUGAAGGAUGGUGAGCGAUACACCAUUUUCGGGCGCUGUUGUGUGCGAACAGUGCUAUACCUCAGCCAGAAGCAAAAGUUCGGCCGAGAGAACAAAGAAUGGAAUAGCUUGGAGGAGAUCAACCAGGCACUCGCCACCGAGCUCUUGGGUCCUAAGGGCACGAGUUCCAGUGCAGCUCCGACCGCAAGCCCCUCGAAGGUAGCGAACCUGCUGGAGGCUAGCCCAUCAACCGUUGCUAUGAUGCAGCAUCCACAUUUGGAGGUCGGAGGCCUAUAUCAGCACAGCGACUACGGAUCCCAGGUGUUUCAGCUGUUGGAGCUGAACGACACGUCGGCGAAGUUUGAACAUCGGCCCCUAAUGCAAGAUGCAUGGACAGUGGCCAUUGCACUGUCCGAUGACCUGAAGCAGUGGAAGAAAACGAAGAAGGCGAUUGUGCAGGUAGUGGACCAGGCGGCUUGGUCGAAGUACCUCGUGGAGAACAACUCGACUGCUGGUGAGGCCAUUGACAUGCAGCGAAUGCAGAUCCUGCUCUACGACACGUUCGUGAAUCUCCCGGAGGUCGAUGGCUUCAGCUUCGUGAGCCCGCCCACGGGCCUUUGUGCCACGAUUAACAUCCCGAAGGGCAAGCUCAAACUCAUCGCUUAUGGUGAUUUGAAACGAGAUGAUGGCAAGCCUGGCCACAAGGUCUCGGGAUAUGCUUUGAGCCCGCCGAAGGCUGUCGGUGAUAUGGAUAAUGUCACUGCUACGUCGGUGCGCGUACCGUUCUGGUACGUGAAGCCAUCGAUGGAUGGAGGCCGUUAA